Urocitellus parryii (Arctic ground squirrel) is the source of this 1539-nucleotide messenger RNA. Lineage: Eukaryota; Metazoa; Chordata; Mammalia; Rodentia; Sciuridae. The record is from RefSeq and is a predicted model, not a curated record.
GUUCUGGGCAUCCAAGUAAAAUGCUUCCAUGAAAUCAUCACUAUAGGUUACAGGGUCUAUCAUUCUUAUGAUCUUCCAUGGUUCAGAACACUGAGUUGGUACUUUCUACUGUGUGUAAACUACUUUUUCUAUGGAGAGACUGUGGCUGAUUAUUUUGCUACAUUUGUUCAAAGAGAAGAACAGCUUCAGUUCCUCAUUCGCUACCACAGAUUUAUAUCAUUUGCCCUCUAUCUGGCAGGUUUCUGCAUGUUUGUACUGAGCUUGGUGAAGAAACAUUAUCGUCUGCAGUUUUAUAUGUUCGCAUGGACACAUGUCACUUUACUGAUAACCGUUACUCAGUCACAUCUUGUCAUCCAAAAUCUGUUUGAAGGCAUGAUAUGGUUCCUUGUUCCAAUAUCAAGUGUUAUCUGCAAUGACAUUACUGCUUACCUUUUUGGAUUUUUUUUUGGAAGAACUCCUUUAAUUAAGUUGUCUCCUAAAAAGACUUGGGAAGGAUUCAUUGGCGGUUUCUUUUCUACAGUCGUGUUUGGAUUCAUUGCUGCCUAUGUAUUGUCAAAAUAUCAGUACUUUGUGUGCCCAGUGGAAUACCGAAGCGAUGUCAACUCCUUUGUCACAGAAUGUGAGCCCACAGAACUUUUCCAGCUUCAGAGUUACUCACUUCCUCCCUUCCUACAGGCAGUAUUGAGACAGGAAACAGUGAGUUUAUAUCCUUUCCAAAUACACAGCAUUGCUCUUUCAACAUUUGCAUCUCUAAUUGGCCCAUUUGGAGGCUUCUUUGCCAGUGGGUUCAAAAGAGCUUUCAAAAUUAAGGAUUUUGCAAAUACCAUUCCUGGACAUGGUGGGAUAAUGGACAGAUUUGAUUGUCAGUAUUUGAUGGCCACUUUUGUGCAUGUGUACAUCACGAGUUUUAUAAGGGGUCCAAAUCCCAGCAAAGUGCUUCAGCAGUUGUUGGUGCUUCAACCAGAACAGCAGUUAAAUAUAUAUAAAACCCUGAAGACUCAUCUCAUUGAGAAAGGAAUCCUACAGCCCACCUUGAAAGUAUAGCUGGAUCCAGAGAGGGGAGGACUGACAAGAAAGAAUUCUGCAGAAAAGCACUGAGAGAUGAAAUCUUGUAACUGUACAGAAAAAUGGUUGAAAAUGCAAUAGAUUGACAUUUUACAGACAUGAAUGUUGGUUCUCUGAAAUUACUGUGAAUAUUUAACAAACACUUACUUGAUCUAAGUUGUGAAAUAAGUAGCAAAUUGCCAGCAAAAUAUCCUGUACUUUUUCUAAGAUGUAUUUUCUGAUGUUAACUUCCUUCCCCUUACUUGCUGGGUUUCAUAAUUUAAAAGACUUGUAUUUUAAAGAGUCAAACACUAUAAAAUAAGUAAAUCGAGGUUAUCUUAAGAUUGCACCUGGCAGUGGGAUCUUUUGCACAAAUGUUCACUUUUGCACUUGGAGCUAUUCUUUGAUUUUAACAGAGUAUUGUUUGUAAGGCACACCAGGGAGUCUGCUCUGCUUCUCACAGUCUGAAGUAUUUUCUGAAGGGCUGAGUUUGAU